Brassica rapa (field mustard) is the source of this 2874-nucleotide messenger RNA. RefSeq names its product agamous-like MADS-box protein AGL6. Gene Ontology annotation, molecular function: RNA polymerase II transcription regulatory region sequence-specific DNA binding; protein dimerization activity; DNA-binding transcription factor activity. Gene Ontology annotation, cellular component: nucleus. Gene Ontology annotation, biological process: positive regulation of transcription by RNA polymerase II. The record is from RefSeq and is a predicted model, not a curated record. NCBI's taxonomy places the organism in Eukaryota, Viridiplantae, Streptophyta, Magnoliopsida, Brassicales, Brassicaceae.
AGCAUACUUAAAUAUAUGUUCAAUAAAUAUCUCAAUGGCAUUCAAAUGUAAAUAAAUAGUAAAAUUAAGGGGUAUUUAUAUUUUGUACUUCUCUUUUAAUGAUAUAGAUACUGAGACACGGCUGUUAAUAUUUAAUUAGUUUGUUUUAACGACGAUUAUAACAUAUUAAAAUGUAAGAGAUCCAUGCUUCACCCGAAUUAACAACAACUAAAUUUUGAACUGCACUUGAAAAACGCAGAUUUGUUUUCGAAAUUAAAUAAAUUUAUUUUAAAUAAUUUUUAUAUAAUACACAUGUAUCCGAAACCGCGAAUCGAAUUAUACCAAACUAAAAAAUGAAACUAAAAUUGAACGGAUUUUCAUAAACAACCGAGCAUAUCAUAUAUAUCUGAAACCAAAAAUUAUUUAAAAUAAAUUUAUUUAAUGGUGCAAAGACAGCAUUCUAAUUUUACUAAUUAACUUAACUCCUUUUAAUGGGUAAAUAUGUGGUUUAUAGACGAAUUAAAAUAUAAUAUUCGACCCGGAUCUGUGGUCGUAGCGGUAGCCCCAAUGACCAUAUAUAAUUAAGAUUGAUAUAUGUUCUUCAUAUAGUAUUCUAUCAUAGGUUCUACCAACUGAUGUGCUUCUACAAAAUUCAGAUUUAGUGAAAACCAAUUAAUUCAAAAUCCGGUAAAAUCCAAAAACUCGUCAUUAACCUUUGAACCAACACCGGUUGACCCAAAAAAAAAACUUAGAAAAAUAUGAAGUAUUGUACAUGCAUCAGUAUAUAAACCGUUUAUUAGUUUAAAAUAUGAAGUAUUAUACAUGCAUCAGUAAAGAUAUUUUCUUUUUAUCAAAACAUCAGUAAAAAUUAAUAAUAUAGUUAUUGAAUAUAAAAUGUGUACCGAAAAAUUCCUUCUUAGGACAUCAAUUAAUAAUAAUGACAUUUACACUGGUUAAUGGUUAACCGUGGAUGGGAUUGUGUUUGGUACUAUCCAUACAUAGACCCAGUUAAUAAUUACGCCAAUCAAUAUAUAAACCAAAAGCCACUUAUUUGGUAAAUCAAUCAAAAUACAUGGUUAUUAAAAUAAUAUAGAUAUUGACUGAAUUAUUGUUAGAUAAACAUAUAGUAACAUAUUGUUAGUCUAAAUUUAAGGUAAGACCAAAGUAUUACUAGUUUAAGGAAAUGGUUCAAACAAUUUUUAUAUGUAGAUUUUUUAAGACUUCUUCCCUUUACUAGUUUAAGGAUAGAGUCCAAACAAUUUUUAUAGGUAAAUUUUUUAGGAUUUUUUCGCUUUUAAUAGUAUUGACUUUUUUUGUCAACUAGACACAACUACUAAUAUAACAAUUAGUAAUCUUUUAGUAAAAAAAAACAAUUAGUAAUCAUUUAGGCAAAAAAAAACAUUUAAUGACCAUUCAUGUGAACCAUAACAUUUGAAAAAAGAAUGAAGUCUUUUGGAUUUGUGUAUCUUUGAAAAGCAAGGAAAAAAGAAGAAAUUGCGUGAUUAAAAGAGGAAAUUAGUGGAAUUUUUACUGGUCCUACUGUUACAAGCAGAGUUUCAUUCUUAGGUAUUUUACCUGAUACUACGAGAACAGAGUUAUCAUUUUGUUCCAUCAGAAAUUGACUCAUCGUUAUUUAUUUAAAAUUUCUGUUUUUUUACAAUUAAAAUAAAAUAAAUCUCAUUAUUUGGUAUCACAUACUACAGUUGGAAACACGGAUAUUAGAUUAUUCACCAUAUUAAUCUAACAACAAAUAUAUAAAUUAACAAGAGUUUACAUUUGAUGUCAAAAAACAAGGGCUUACAUAAAUAUAAAACGUAUAUUUUCGUGAGGAGAGAGGAGCUCAGUAUCAAGGAAAAAAAAGAGAGAGAAAUAUGGGAAGAGGGAGAGUGGAGAUGAAGCUAAUAGAGAACAAAAUCAAUAGACAAGUGACCUUCUCAAAAAGAAGAAACGGUUUGAUGAAGAAAGCUUAUGAGCUUUCUGUUCUAUGCGAUGCUGAAGUUGCUCUCAUCGUCUUCUCUAGCCGCGGAAAGCUCUACGAGUUCGGCAGUGUCGGAGUUGAAAGAACAAUUGAACGGUAUCAUCGUUGCUACAACCGUUCUCUGAGCAAUAGUAGGCCUGAGGAGUCUACACAGAAUUGGUGUCAGGAGGUGACAAAGCUCAAAUCCCAUUACGAAUCUCUUGUUCGCACUAAUAGGCAUUUGCUUGGAGAAGAUCUUGGAAAAAUGAGCUUGAAGGAACUGCUAGGGUUGGAGAGGCAGCUGGAAGCCGCUCUUACUACGACUAGAAAACGCAAGACACAAGUUAUGAUAGAAGAAAUGGAAGAUCUUCGGAAAAAGGAAAGGCAACUCGGAGACAUAAACAAACAACUCAAGAUUAAGGCCGAAGGCCUUGCUUUCAAAUCGUUUCAAUAUUUAUGGCCAAACACGGCAGCAUCAGUGGCCGGUGAUCCCAGCAAUUCUGAAUUUCCGGUUCAGUCUAGUUCAGUGGAUUGCAACACCGAACCCUUUUUACAAAUAGGGUUCCAACAACAUUACUACGUGCAAGGUGAAGGUUCUUCUGUAUCAAAGAGUAACAUAGCAUGUAAGACCAAUUUCGUCCAAGAUUGGGUUCUUUGACAGGUUGUUGACUACAUCACAAGGCCACUAGUGACACGGCAAUUUCAGUUCUAAAGCUCGAUUUUUCAGUUAGACUUGUACUUAGCUCCAACUCGUGUGAAUGUAUUCGCAUGUUUGGGUUCUUUAAAUAUUUUCUUUUCGUUAGUGUGUUUCUCCCUGAUCUAAAACAUUUGUUUGGGUUUACUAACACUCAUUUUCAUACGAACUGAACCUGACAUUCCAUAACAAUAAGGUAAGCUGUAACCAAAUAUGAACGAAUCAUAAUAUGUCAGUGCGUCAA